GGAGCCCGGCGCAGCCCGGCGCAGCCCCCCGAGCUGCGGGAUGGUGGCGGCGGGGGGGGACGCGGCGGCGGCGCUGGCGAUGGCUCAGAGCGCCGGGCUGGGCGCCGUGUAACGGGAGAGGGCCCUGAGCCACGCGGGGCGAAGGCAGCGCGGAUCGCGGGCGCAGUCCCGGGUGUUCCCCCGCGCCGGGAGCCCCUCUGCGACCCCCCGCCCCAAAUCGCCUCCGAGCGCACCAAGGAACGAUGAAAAAAAAUAAUUCUGCAAAAAGGGGGCACCAGGAUGGAAACCAGCAACCUGUGCAGCCAGAGAAGGUCGGCUGGGUGCGGAAAUUUUGCGGAAAAGGCAUUUUUAGGGAAAUCUGGAAAAACCGUUAUGUGGUUCUGAAGGGAGAUCAGCUUUACGUCUCGGAGAAGGAGGUGAAAGAUGAAAAAACCAUACAGGAAAUGUUUGACCUGAGUGACUAUGAGAAAUGUGAAGAGCUCAGGAAGUCCAAAAGUAGAAGCAAAAAGAACCACAGCAAAUUUACUCUCGCCCACUCCAGGCAGCCUGGAAACACGGCACCAAAUCUGAUCUUCCUGGCUGUGAGUCCAGAAGAGAAAGAGUCCUGGAUUAACGCCCUCAACUCUGCGAUCACACGUGCUAAAAACCGGAUCUUGGACGAGGUCACUGUGGAAGAGGACAGUUUCCUUGCCCACCCAACGCGUGACAGAGCCAAGAUCCAGCACUCCAGGCGCCCUCCCACGCGGGGUCACCUCAUGGCUGUGGCAUCUACCUCAACCUCUGAUGGAAUGCUGACCCUCGACCUGAUCCAGGAGGAAGACGCCUCUCCGGAGGAUCACGGCACCUGCGAGGAGAGUUUCCGGGUGGAUCUGGACAAGUCCGUGGCACACCUCACUGCUGGGCGGCGCCGCUCAGACUCGGAGAACACCAAGUCAUCGGAGAAAGGGCGGACAGGGAGCCUCCCGCGACAGGAGGUGACCUCAUGGGAUAGAGCGGGGCAGCGCAAUGACUCCUUUGACAAAGGGACCAUGUACACACCGCAGGUCCCCAAAAAGCUCUCGCACUCAGAAAAGAAUAAAUGUGCCUCCAUGGAAGAAAUCCUGUCCCGACGGGACUCUUCCACGCACCGGGCGGUGCUGAGGAAGGGGCUGGAGGCUCAGUUUGCCUCGGCAGAACCGGAGCAGCUGUCCCGGAUACAGGAACUGGUUGCACUGAAACUGGAAAAAACUCAGGAACUGCUGACAGAGGUGAAGGGCUAUGGGGAAGGCAAAAGAAAGACCAAGGACUCCAACACCAGCACCACCAUCACCACCACCUCUUCUUCCUCAUCAUGUUCCAAGUCGGACUCUGAAAGGAUCCUGCAGGAAUCUGAGAGGCUGCUGGGGGAGGCUUCCUCCACCUGGAGUCAAGCUAAGAGGGUGCUGCAGGAGAUCAAAGAGCUGAGGGACCUGUACAAACAGUUUGAGCUGCAGCAGUCAGACUCGAAGCCCAAACAGAGCUCACAGUUGCAGUUUAGAAAGAGCAUGAUGUGAAGUGUUCAAAAGAGUGAAAAGGUGCCUGUUCUCUCCCAAAUUUGCUUCUCAAAGCUUGGACCCUUCCUUUCCUCCAUCGCAUCCCCUGAUGAAUCAACCCCGUGUUCCAAUAAAUCAGUUGCAGUUUAUACUCCUUUGUAAGAGCUCCCUUUGCACUGCAGGCCCCAGCUCCUGUCAUGCUCCAAGAACAGGAGUGAGCACUGGUUCCCGGGAACUGCCCGUGUCUGCCUGGAGCACUCCAUGGAGUGGAGUUGGAUGAGCCCUGGCAUUGCUGCUUUCAUGUCUGGACUGUGCCCCAAACUACGUCUCGUUCACUGGGACACUUGCCCUGUUCCCUCUCAGAAAUAAGUGACAUUAAAAGGUUAAAAAAGGUGUCCAUCCCCACCACUGCCGGGAAGUCCCCAGUGUCCAGGAACUUCCCUGAAGAUGUGAGAAGUCCAGGUUGGUUGCCAGUGUUACACAGGCCAUUGAGGCAUUUGCUGGGUGCAGCUUGCAGAGCUCUGUCCUGGCACAGUCCCCUAGAAAACUUGCGGCUGGCAGCUGUUAUUUUGGGGUGCAUGCAGAGCCCUCCAGAAGGGCAGCAGCAACACACUCCGUAUCCACCCUGACCCUGUCGGGCCAUGAAUGCUUCACAGACCCCCUUGGCCCCAAGCAGUGGGAGGUAGCAGCGAUGUGUCUUCCCUUCUGUGCAACCAGAAGAUCAAAGCCUUGGAUUCGACAGCCCACACAGGCAGUUGGGGGGGGGUUUGGGCUUUUCCAUUCUCAUUUCUCUUUUUUUUUACCUUUUCUCUGAGCUGAGCAAUAGGGGUGUGUGCAGGAGCCAGACACCACAAGCCAACAGCAGUUUUAGUAGGUUUGCCUUGCCCUCUCAGGUGUCAUAGACAGCAGCAGGCUCUGCUUGGGCUGUCCAAGAUCUGAAUCAGCCUGGCUGGAAUGAAAACUGAGCCCAGAGCAGAGUUCAGAUCGUCAGCUCACGGGCUGGCUCAGCUUUCACAGCCACGAGCAGGACGUGGCUGUGUCUCACAAGUUCACUCGUGGUAACAUCCAACUGUUCCUUGUUUUUUAAAAGGAAACCUAAUUCUAUUACCUACAUGGCAAAUAGUCCACGAAAAUAUCAAACCCACAGAAUUACUUCCUGGUCAUGGUUGGUGUUUUCUCUUUCCUUUCCUGGCUGUGAUUAUAAGAUUUUUUUAAACUAAAGAAAAAAAUAAAA
Messenger RNA from Pseudopodoces humilis (Tibetan ground-tit), 2745 nucleotides. RefSeq names its product pleckstrin homology domain containing O1 (gene PLEKHO1). NCBI's taxonomy places the organism in Eukaryota, Metazoa, Chordata, Aves, Passeriformes, Paridae. The record is from RefSeq and is a predicted model, not a curated record. Gene Ontology annotation, cellular component: ruffle membrane; muscle cell projection membrane. Gene Ontology annotation, biological process: regulation of myoblast fusion.